GAGCUGGUUUCUGGUCAGUCGCCGAGGAGGUUGGAUGCACAUGAGCAUCUCUACGCCCGAGGUCUUGAGCGCCAGGCGCGGCAGAAGAAUCGCGAAGAGCAGGCGAAAGCCGCGGCCGAUGCUAGCAGCAAAGAGGCCGACACAUGCUCCAGGGCGCGGUCCCGUCGAUACUACUGGCAGAUGCUGGAACGACAAAUUCGGGAAGCGUUCUUCAUCGCCACUAAAGGAGGCAGCUGUUUGGCCUACCCUGCUCUGGAGGACUUUCUGCGCCACUUCGGGGUCCUCAAGGCGGCUACUUCCGCCGCCGACGGCAGAGCUCCCGAGGAGUCGCGCCGUUUGCGAUUGGCCCUGUGGCGGCACCUAGAUCCGCAGAAGACUGGCUUUGUGGAUUUUCUGACGCUGACGGUCUUCUUUCACGUGCUGAUGGGUGCCGUAGACGAGGAGGCGCAGUGUCUUCACAACCUCUCCCAGGUCGCCGAGGUGCCUUCUGCGACGAAGGGCCAGGUAUCGCCAGAGGUGAGGAGAAGGGAGCUCUCCUCCAUCAAUGAAGAGGGCUUUGACGAGCUCAUCGCUGCCGUAACCCCGAUGCAGCACCGCGCUUCCGAGGCCGCCGCAGCUGCGGCCGCAGCAGCGGCAGCUGCAGACCCUCAGGGGUCGCGGAUCUGUGAGCUCCUCAUGCGCUUCAAUCCAAAGCAGCUGCGAGCUGAGUUCACUCAGCUUUACCGCGAUCGCAUGCACUAUGCGGCUAUGGCCCGUCCACAGGAGCUGGCAAAGGGCCCGUCGUCCCCGCCCCUCACGGCCGCGAGCCGAAAAAUGGCUCAGCGCUUCACGCGGAAGAUGCAGGAGGAGAUCGAUCGCGAGGCCCGACAGAAGGAGGAGCCCGUCGGAAGUCAGUCCAAAGAGCCGAAGGCAUGCAAUGGUGCGAAAGCACACGUGGAGAUGAUGUACUGGCGCCACCACCAGGCCGAAAUGCGCAGGCAAGGGCUUCGCGAGCUUCGCCAGGCGCAGGAGGUGGCCGAGUGCACCUUCCGACCACGCUUGGUGGCUCGAAGAGCCAAGUCGGCAGAGUGCUUGCGUUCGUCCCGUGUGGCCUCCACAGCCACGCCGAGGAAGGAGGCUGAGGCCACGGCAACGCCGAGGAAAGAGGCUGAGGCCAUCCAGGGAAUGCGAUUUGGAGUUUAG
Messenger RNA from Symbiodinium sp. CCMP2456, 1182 nucleotides. NCBI's taxonomy places the organism in Eukaryota, Dinophyceae, Suessiales, Symbiodiniaceae. The record is from the annotation of a GenBank genome assembly.